Molecule: messenger RNA, 1766 nt
Organism: Spea bombifrons (plains spadefoot toad)
Lineage: Eukaryota; Metazoa; Chordata; Amphibia; Anura; Pelobatidae
Product: Y+L amino acid transporter 2-like
Exons: 9
Coding region: 1-1518 (505 amino acids)
Biological process (GO): amino acid transmembrane transport
Cellular component (GO): membrane
Molecular function (GO): L-amino acid transmembrane transporter activity
Source: RefSeq, a predicted model, not a curated record
AUGUCAGUACCAUGGACAUUGCCCUGUUUAGAGCCAAAAGAUAAGAAACGUAAAGAAUGCAGAAAUAGAGACUCUGGACACAAUACAAAUGACAAAAUGAAGAUGAAGCAAGAAAUUACACUGUUUAACGGAAUCUCCUUAAUAGUUGGAAACAUGAUUGGAUCCGGAAUAUUUGUCUCACCAAAAGGUGUCCUGAUGUACAGUGCCUCAUUUGGACUUUCACUUAUUAUCUGGGCCCUCGGAGGAAUAUUUUCCAUGUUUGGUGCAUUAUGUUAUGCAGAACUGGGGACAUCAGUCAUGAAAUCUGGGGCCAGCUAUGCUUAUAUAUUGGAGGCAUUCGGUGGAUUUAUUGCUUUCAUCAGGCUUUGGUCGUCCUUAUUAAUUAUAGAGCCUACUACACAAGCCAUUAUUGCAAUAACAUUUGCUAAUUAUAUUGUACAACCAAUUUUUCCAUCUUGUCAACCACCAUAUGAAGCUGUUAGAUUAAUAGCAGCAGCUUGUGUCUGUACCUUAACAUUUAUUAAUUGUGUCCAUGUGAAAUGGGGAACAAGAGUACAAGAUGUAUUCACUUACGCAAAGAUUCUGGCCCUUCUCAUGAUCAUUUCUGUUGGUCUUGUGAAACUCGGACAAGGUGAAAUGGAUAACCUAAAAGCUCCUUUUGAAGGCUCUACAACUAAUGUUGGAUCUAUGGCACUUGCCCUUUAUUCUGCACUGUACUCUUACUCAGGAUGGGAUACAUUAAAUUUUGUGACAGAAGAAAUGAAGAAUCCUGAAAGGAAUCUUCCCCUUGCUAUCGCGAUUUCAAUGCCUAUCGUCACAAUAAUAUAUUUACUGACUAAUGUAGCAUAUUACGUUGUAUUAAAUAUGCCAGCUGUUUUAACCAGUGAUGCUGUAGCUGUGACAUUUGGUAAUGAAGUUCUUGGCUAUGCCAAAUGGCUGAUUCCCAUUGCAGUGGCAAUGUCUUGUUAUGGAGGAUUAAAUUCUUCAAUAAUUGCAGCAUCAAGGUUAUUCUAUGUUGGAGCAAGAGAAGGUCAUCUACCUGCCAGUCUCAGUUUGAUUCACUUCGAAAACUUUACACCAGUACCUGCUCUUCUCUUUAAUGGUCUAAUGGCUAUCAUGUAUCUGCUUGUGGAAGAUGUCUUUCAGCUAAUUAACUACUACAGCUUUAGUUACUGGCUGUUUGUGGGACUGUCUGUUGCUGGAUUAAUAGUUUUGCGGGUUACCCAACCUGAGCGAUCACGCCCGGUGAAGGUCAGCCUUUUCUUCCCGCUGGUUUAUUGCCUCUGCAGUCUUUUUCUCGUUAUAGUCCCAAUCUAUUGUGAUGCAAUUAAUUCAUUGAUUGGCAUCGGGAUUGCUCUUUCUGGCAUUCCAGCCUAUUUCUUAGGAGUUUACUUGCCUGCUGCAAAGAGGCCACGAUUUUUUUCUCAGCUCUGUGAAUCUUUAACAAAAUAUACGCAAAUAUUGUGCAACUGCUGCCUGACAGAUCUGGAUGAUGAAAGAGAAGAAAUGAAAACAUAAAACCCUGUUCCAUUGCCCCAGAAUACUUCCUUUUAGAAUAAGCAUCAUUCAUUGAAGUAUUACACUGUAUAUAGUUUACAAUGUACUUAUUCUUUAUUUCAUGAGCCAUAGUUGGUCUCAAGUGUGAAAUAUAUCAUGUUACAUCUUGUUACUUUUUAUUUUCCUCUAAGCUCUCAUGCCAAUAUUCUUCAAGAACCAAAUGUAAUAAAAUAUUUUUAUGUGAAACCGGCUUUUCCUUCACAAAAGAA